Messenger RNA from Miscanthus lutarioriparius, 2652 nucleotides. The record is from the annotation of a GenBank genome assembly. NCBI's taxonomy places the organism in Eukaryota, Viridiplantae, Streptophyta, Magnoliopsida, Poales, Poaceae.
AUGGAGUCCAGAGAGCAGCCUAGCAGUGACCAUCUGCCUGGAAACUCCGCCCUUGAGCAACAAACGCCACACCAAGGCCAAAGUGACAAUAAUCCAGAUGCUGAUGAAACUGAGCUCCUAUGGAAGCUAAGGAAGUACUUGAUCCUGAUGGCUAUCCUAGCUGCAGCCAUAACAUAUCAGGCAGGGCUGGCUCCGCCAGGUGGAUUCUGGCAAGACAACCAGGAUGGCCACACUGCAGGUGACAUCGUGCUAAGAGUUAGCUACCCAAAGCGGUACCAUAUUUUCUUCUACUGCAACACAACAGCAUUUGCGGCAUCACUGAUUGUCCUGAUAUUGCUCCUGGUUAGGGAACUGAACCGCAAUGCAGUUUGGCUUCGGGCACUACAAUUCACUAUGGUAUUGUGCUUGCUUGGGCUCAUGGGGGCCUAUGCUGCCGGGAGCUACAGGGAGGAGAGGACUUCAGUUUACAUUUGGGUAUUACUUGUUGGCAUCUUCGCAUAUGUCACACUCCAUGUCAUAUUUUUCGGGCAUAUGGCACCUAAAUGGCUGCGGGAUAUGUUCAUGGGUAUCCAGAGACUCUGGAAGGAUUUCCUGGGUCUAAGCCCACCAGGUGGCUUCUGGCCUGACAACAAGAAUCCUCAAUAUCUUGCUGGUGACCCAGUGCUGCUAGAGCACCACCCCCGCAGGUUCAAGGCAUUCUUGGUCUGCAAUGCAACAUCUUUUGCUGGAUCCCUUGUGAUCAUCAUCAUGCUCCUCAGUAAUACAGCAGUGGAUCAUGUUGUCAAGUCAAAUGCUCUGCGGUUGUGUGUGCUUGUGAGCCUAUUUGGGCUUAUGGGGGCUUAUGUUUUGCUCUACCUCUUCCUCCAGUGGAUCGAACCUUUUGUGACAAAGCCAGCUUGUGUAGAGAAGUCCAUUGGAUGGAUGAGAGAAAAGAAAAAUGAAAUGCUCCAGAAACUGUGCUCUUUUGUUGAGAAGGGGAGUGGGAUUCCAAACAAUGACAGAGAUCCUGCCCUAUCAAGGCCCACUGCAGAACAUCCAUCCAACAAAAGCAUGUCAAGCAUUUCUGGUGAUGCAAAGGAUGACCUACAGAAAUUGCGCACAUAUCUCCUAUUGCUUGGCAUCCUUGCUGCCACUGUCACUUAUCAAGCUGGGCUCAAUCCACCUGGUGGCUUUUGGGCAGACAGUGUUGAUGGGCAUAUUGCAGGGGACACAAUCUUGGAGGCUAUGCAUCCUAGGCGUUACAGGACAUUCUUCUAUUGCAAUGCUAUGGCAUUUGUAGCAUCUUUGGUCAUCAUAACCUUACUUCAGAGCAAGCUGAUUACCAUUGGUGCUAUGAAGCGCCACAUAUUGCAAACAGCAAUGAUACUGGAUCUCUUUGGUCUUAUGGGGGCCUAUGCUGCUGGAAGCAGCAGAAAGUUCUCGACAUCUGUCUAUGUGUUCAUCUUAAUGCUUCUUGUUUUCAUCUAUGUCAUACUUCAUGUUCUGCUAUCUGUGGCUCUGAAGACACGACGGAAUUGGAUAAUAAAUCAUUUCAGAAGAAAUGAUACAAUUGAUAGUGAUGAUGAAGAGAAGAAUUUGGAAAAGCAGCGUAAGUUUCUUAUGUUGCUUGCAGUACUUGCAGCUUCUGCCACAUAUCAAGCUGGCAUAAACCCACCUGGUGUCUUCUGGGCUGACAAUAAUGGUGGCCACCGAGCAGGUGACCCAGUAUUCCUUGAUGAGUUUCCGCUCCGCUACAAGGUUUUCUUCUAUUUCAAUGCCACUGCUUUCGUGGCAUCCCUAGCUGUGAUUAUGUUGCUUGUUAGUAAAAGGUUAUGUCACAAGGGCCUCCAAUCCUAUGCGCUGUGUGCAUGUGUCCUGGUUGAUCUGAUGAGCCUCAUGGGUGCUUUUGCAGCUGGAAGCUGCAGGAAAGUAUUAACAUCGGUGUAUGUCAUCCUUGUUGUUCUUGCUGUGUCUGUUUAUGUCAUGAUUCAAGUCCUGGUUUUGACAUUUGCCAAGGACAAGGUGAAUGAUUUCCUGGAAAGGAUGUUCAGCAUAGGGGCUUUUGACCGCCAACAUACAUCCAUAAAUCAUGAGAGAAGUAUCAGGAUUAGGAAGAGAACUGAGCACAAAUGGCGCAAAGAUUUGAUGCUCAUUGGAACUCUAGCAGUUACUGUCACAUACCAAGCUGCACUGCUCCCACCAGGUGGGAUCUGGCCUGAUGACCAGGAAGGCCAUUUUGCUGGUGAUCCAAUUCUUCAAUAUACCUACCCAAGAUGGUAUAAGGUAUUCUUUUAUUGCAAUGCCACGACAUUCAUGGCGUCGAUAGUCGUGGUCAUCCUCUUGUUGAACAAUACAAUAAGCAAGUACAAGAGAUCUCUCCUUGCCAUGAAAACAGCAAUGGUAUUGGACUUGCUCGGUCUGCUCGGUGCAUAUGCUGCAGGCAGCUGCAGGAAGUUGAAGACAUCUGCUUACAUUUUGUUUCUUGUCAUUGUUGUGUUGAUCUACAUCAUAAUGCAUGUAUUGCUAUCAUUUGACAAGGUGGCUUUAUUGGUGAAAAGGAAGGGACAGAAGUGGAUGCCGUUUCUGAAAAAACUGUGGGUUCUCAUUGAAACUGAACCUUUGGACCAUCUGUCAUCUGCUGGGCAACCGGGAGAGGUGCCUCCACCUGUGUAG